This is a messenger RNA of Nothobranchius furzeri (turquoise killifish), 10660 nucleotides long. It is a transcript of the gene xirp2b, whose product is annotated as xin actin binding repeat containing 2b. The record is from RefSeq and is a predicted model, not a curated record. Gene Ontology annotation, molecular function: actin filament binding. Gene Ontology annotation, cellular component: focal adhesion; stress fiber. Lineage: Eukaryota; Metazoa; Chordata; Actinopteri; Cyprinodontiformes; Nothobranchiidae. Gene Ontology annotation, biological process: actin filament organization; actin cytoskeleton organization.
GGAGCCUGUAGGUUGAUGGUAGAUUCUCAGAAUAUUUGUUUUGGGAUGGUAUGUGCUUGUAGUUUUAUCGUGACAGGCGGCAGCAGCUGCUGGAGUUUGGCUGGUAUGCGCUGGAGUCAAGAUGUGAUGAUGAAACUAGCGUAACCUGAUUUAACUAUACAACCGUCUGUAAAGGAGUCAGAGGAAGAAUCUCUGUAUGGAUUUUCUUGGGACUGGACAUCGGAGGCAUACUUCCUAAAAAAAGAAGGAAGAAACACCCUAGGACCAUCUUGUGCAAGUGGGCGGAGGGUCUAAAAUAAAAUCAGCUGUCACUGUCUGCUCGAUGGACAGAGGUGAACGCAUAACACUGGAGCUGGUCUCCAUCCCUGUCUGGGAUUUGGGAUUUUGGCUUGGAUAGACCCUGCUGGAACAGCGGCCUUAAAGUGGGAUUCUACUUUCUGAAUUUGUUUUUUUAAAUCAGCAUCUUUCCUGGGAGACAAGAUUAAAGGGCUAUGUCUGAAUCCUUGAUACUGGCGCACGUUUUCUCAUUUUAAAGGAUUUGGAGCUGCAGGCAGCACAGGUUAAACCAGGGCUGGACAUCCUGAAAGUUUGAAGCCAGAGGAAUCAGGAUUCACUCUGCAGCCUCAGACGUCAUCCCACUGGCUAACUGCGAGGCCAUGUACCGGGCAGCUGUCUCCAAGCGAGCAGACAACACCAUCCCCAGCGGGGUCAUGGAGGAGUCAGACGUCUGUUCUCUGCCUGGGGGAUUUGCAAGCGUGAGGAAACUAUUUCAAAGCCAGGAAACGGCAACAUCCCAAAAUGUAACUCAGUUUCAUUUCCACCACAGAACACAACAGGAAAUGUCAACCUCAGAGGUGACGGUGUCAGGUGGCAGCAGGCAGGUCAUCCCAGGCAGUCAACAGCUACAUUUCCAAGAAACUAUGGUGACAAGCGGUGGCAACGCCUUGGUAUCCAGUUAUGAAAAUGAAGCAGAAGAGGAGAUUCCCAGGUACACCACUAAAGAGCUAAGAGAUCACUUUGAAAGAACAAUAGAAGAAGCUGCUUCUCAAAAACCAAUGAAGAUUGGACGCAACAUCAGUCAAUCUAAGUGGUCCUCAAAUGUGACUCAAAGCAACACAGGGACCAGUGAAGGACACAAAGAAUUCACUAGUGAAGCAACACAAGGCGUAGUCACAGUGAUGGAUGAAGACUUUCCACCCCCUCCAGCUGAGGACUCUGAGUAUCUUCCACCCCCUCCUCCAGACUUAUUACAAAUGCCAUCAGACAGUGAAAAUAGUCCAGCAGGCCAUUACUCACACGAGCCUCCAGAGCCGGUAAACCCGCCCAGACAACCAUUCAACAGAGAAGCUUACUUUAAGCAGCAGAGUAUGUCUGAGCUGAAACGUCUUUACAAACACAUUCAUCCAGAGGUUCGUAAAAAUAUUGAGAAAGAGGUCUACUGUGAAUACGGUGAAGGUGAGAACAACCAAGCAGACAACCAGGAAUACACGUACGAGGAUGAUGGCGGCAGCCCCGACGAAAUGAAUGAUGAGGAAUAUGAGGAAUGGGAGGAGAUUCUUCCAGGGGAAGUACAAGCUAUGCGCUGGAUGUUUGAAAAUAAACCACUGGAUGCCAUUAAAGACGAAACUCCCGAUGAGGAUGGAGACGGCAAGAAAAUAACCGAACAGGAAAUAAUUGUUGGAAGAGAUGUGAGACGCACAGCACUGAUGUUUGAGACUAAGUCAAUAGAUGAGCUGGGCUCACUGAAGACCAACUCAACAGAAUAUAGAAACAAAUUCAACAAAUUUGACAAGGGUGAUGUCCGUGCUGCAGCAUGGCUGUUUGAGACCCAAACUAUGGACACUCUGAACAAAAUGCACAAGGAGGAGGAUUUAACAAAAGAGGUUGUGUUUACUGAAGAGGAUGGAAAUGCUACUAUUUGCAUGAUAGAGAAUAAAUUCAUGGAAGGUCUUGGCCACACUGAGACCACUGAUGAGAGCCACCUUCUGAACCUACGGUCAGAGUUAGAGGAAAUUACUGGAGAUUUUAAAACUAUAACAAGUACAUUUGACACUCAGUUUAGGUGUGCCAUCAUGGGGCAAUCGGGCCAGAUGCUGGAAAUAAAGUCUGUGCGCAAAAUUGAAACAGAAUUGGAAAACUCAAUUGCUUCACGGUGGCUUUUUGAUACCCAACCCCUAGAUUUGGCAAACGGGGAGUUUGCUCCUUUGAAACUUGUGUGUAGUCUUUCCAUGGAGGACAACAGUAAAGGAGACUGGGGCAGAUGGCUUUUUGAGAUAAAGACUUUAAGUUCUCUCAGUGAAUGGAAAAAUUUACAAAUGGAGACUAACGAGAUCGUCAGAGCCGAUGUGCGUAAACACUGCUUGAUUUUUGAAACACAGCCAGCUGAUUCUCUUAAGGAUGACUCCAACGCCAGACUUCAGUCUAUUGAAGACGUUAUUGGGGGCAACGUUAGAUCGGCAAGAGACUUUUUUGAAAGCAGCCCUCAAACAGCCAGGAAAAUUUGCCCCGAGGUCGGAAAACUAAAGAAGGCAUCAGAAGGUGAAGAAGUGAAAGGGGAUGUGAGACACCAAAAAUGGCGCUUUGAGAGUCAACCUCUGGAGCAAAUAAGAGAGGAGAAGAAAGAUAUAAUCCGUACGAUAAAUGUCAGUGAAGACCUCACACAGGAGGAUGGCACAAGCUGCAGGGCAGAUGUUCGCAGGAACUGUUGGAUGUUUGAGACACAGCCGAUGGAUACGUUAAAAGACGAUUCAAACACCCGUCCUUCAACAAAAGAAGAAGUCAUUGCGGGUAAUGUGAGAUCGGCCAGAGAAUACUUUGAAAUGGUUCCGGGUGAAGACAUGAAGGAGUUGGCAGAAGUGGGCAAAUUAAAGAAAACAUUUGAUCUUAAUGAGGAGAGAGGGGAUGUUAGGCAUCAAAAGUGGCUAUUUGAAAGCCAACCGCUGGAGGAAAUUAGAGAGGAAAAGAAAGAAAUUGUACGAACAAUUGAUUUGGAAGAAAUUGAUAAAGUGGAUGUGUCAAAUUACAAGCAAAUCUUUGAGAGCACACAUUUAAACACUAAUGUAGAAUCUCAAAAGAUUCACAUUGAGGGUAUUACAUCAGGUUCUGUUGAGUCAAAUAAGAACCUGUUUGAGUCCUCAUCACUGUAUGCCAUGCAAGACAGCUCUGGACAUUUCCACGAAGUUAAAACUGUGCGUCGUGAGGAGGUUGUGAAAGGGGAUGUAAAGACCUACAAAUGGAUGUUUGAAACACGGCCAAUUGAUCAGUUUGAUGAUGGUAUUGAAAAGUACCAGAUUAUAAAGGGUAUAUCAAAGCAAGAAGUAGAAUCUGGAGACGUUAAAACUGCUAAGUGGCUCUUCGAAACGCAGCCUCUUGAUGCUAUCAAGUACUUCAGCAAUAUUGAAGAAGAAGAAACUGUGGGAAUGACUAAAAACCUUGAUGUUGUGAAGGGGGAUGUGAAAACCUGUAAGUGGCUGUUUGAAACGAAACCAAUGGACAUCCUGUAUGAAAGAGUGGAGUUAAAAGGCAAAGGCGAAUCUGAGGAAAUACGCAAGGGAGAUGUCAAAACCUGCACGUGGCUGUUUGAGACGCAAGCACUAGAUGCGAUCCAUGAAGAAACAGAAACAGUUUUGCAAACACGGACUUUAAAUGACGAGGAGAUCAGAGGAAAGGAUGUGAAAACGGCCUGUUUUCUCUUUGAAACUGAGAAUCUGGAGGACCUAUCUGGGGAAGAGAAAGGGUCUUAUAAACGCGUCACAGAGAUAGACAUUGAGUCUGGAGAUGUGUCACGGAAAAAGUAUAUUUUUGAGAACCAAACGUUUGAUAUCAUGUCUUCUACAUCUGAGGAAGUGAUGCAAAAGCUCAAGAGAGUUCAGAAUGAGGACAUACAAAGAGGGAAUGUUGUAAACUGCAAAUGGCUUUUUGAGAACCAGUCCAUUGACACUAUACAUGACAGUGAAGAGAAAGAUAUGAUUAACCGCACUGUGAAUGAUGUGCAAAGAGGAGACGUGGACAAGAGUCGGUUUAUUUUUGAGACUUUUUCCUUGGAUAAAAUCCAUGAGGUUUCCUCUGAAACAGAAGGGAUGAAGAUCCAAAAAAUCGUCUGCGAUGAGGACGAGAAAGGCGACGUGAGAAAUUAUACGAUGAUGUUUGAAACCCUGCCUCUUUAUGCCAUUCAGGACAAAGAAGGCCAUUACCACGAGGUCACAACUGUCACAAGCGAGGAGGUAAAACAGGGAGAUGUCGUUGGAACGCGAUGGUUGUUUGAAACCAAGCCACUCGAUGCCAUCAAAGACACCGACGAAGUUUACGUAAUCAAAUCCGUAACACAACAGGACAUGCAAAAGGGAGAUGUCAUGUCUGCUAAGUGGAAAUUUGAGACACAACCUCUCGACAAGAUUGCUGAUGAAAGCAAGCCUUUAAUAAAAACAGUGGAGGAUAUCCAAAGAGGCAACGUUAGAGUGAAUAAACAGCGUUUUGAGGCUGACGCCACGUCAGAGGCAUCUGUUCGGACAGUUAAUGUCAGUGAAAUUCAAAAAGGUGACGUCAGGACAGCAAAAUGGAGAUUUGAAACCCAGUCCAUUGAUCAAAUAAGAAGCAUGAGCUCUGAAAAUCUUAUUGAAACGGUUAAAAAGGAGGAUGUGGCAAAGGGAGAUGUCAAACAAUCAGUCUGGCUCUUUGAGAAAACUCCUCUUGACCACAUUAAAGAGUCAGAAGAGGAUGAGAACACAACUCUUAAUCCAAAGGAGAUUCCCAAAGCGGAUGUGAAGACAACAACAUGGCUCUUUGAAACCACACCAUUAAAUGACUUUAAUGAGACUAUAAUAGAAAAGACUGAAAUAUUGGGCAAAAGCAUCAAGGGAACUCUUGAGGAACUUUAUAGUCAGAAAAUGGUGAAGUCAAAGGGAAUACUAAUUGAGGCUGAUGAAAUUGGUGAUAUAAGAAUGGCAAAGUACAAGCUAAUGAAUAAGGAGGCUCCAGAGAUUCAACGGGAAGAAAUUAUCAGGGGAGAUCUGCAGACAAUAAUGAUGAACCUCCUGGAUAGACACGAACAAAAGGAGCAGCAUAUAGUCAUUGAUUCGGAGGAGAAGGGAAAUAUCAGCUCAACAGUGCAACAACUAUUCAGCCAAGAAAGAGCUAGCAAUGUUGAAAAAGAGGAAAUACUGCGUGGCGAUAUCCAAGACGCUCUUACAAACCUCUUCAAUGAGCGUGGAUCAGCAAAACAGGGGAUACUCAUCCAGGAAGAUGAAAAAGGAGAUGUGCAGAUGACAAUAUAUUCCCUUUUGCAUAAACAUGAGAAUGUUAAUGUUGAAAGGGAAAAAAUUGUAAAAGGAAACAUAAAGAGCGCUCUUGAAAGGCUGUCAAGCUCAGACAAGCCAGACGAGGCUCUGAAAAUAAAGGUGGAUGACACUGAAAAAGGAAAUGUUAAUUUUUACUCAACAUGCAUUGAAUCUGGGGCGCUUGACUAUCUUAAACAGCUCCAAUUAGACCCUGAGGACACUCCUGAGACACUUGAUGCAGCAAAAAGAGAGCAGAUCAUUGGAGGAGACAUCAAGGGCACUAAAUCCAUCCUGAGUCGCAAUCAAUCGCAAAUUGAGCGCACAGUAGAGGAUGUUAUCCCGGGAGAUGUCCACAAUGCACUGAAAGUUUUCAUGUCCGAGCCAACGGUCUCACUGGAAAGAAUCCAAAAAGAGGAGAUAGUCAAAGGAGAUUUAAGGGCUGCUUUGAACUCUUUGUCUGACUCAGUGAAGCAGACAGUUACAGUGGAAAAGGAGGAGGUGGUGAAAGGCAACAUCCCGAAAGCUCUGCUGUGUUUGGAGAAGGCUCAGAGAAGUUACAAGGAGGUGGAAAAGCCGGACAUAAUUCCAGGAAACAUCAGAGGGGCUCUAAGAUCUCUUGAGAAAUCAGCAACAUCGAGAGUCGAAGCUGCUGUUGAGGAUUUGGUUCCCGGAGAUGUGAAGGCCACACUAAAAUCCCUCGAACUGGCAACGAAAACUGUGAAGGAAUUUGAAAAGGAAGAAAUUGUGAAAGGGGACAUUCAAACAGCAAUGCUAAAUCUACAAGAUGCCUCCACUGAGAGGAGAAAGUAUCAACAGGAAAUAGAUGUUCAAGGAGAUGUAAAAGGGACGAUUCAGCUCUUCAUGGAGUCUCCACCCUCGCCGACGAUGCAGCAGAGCCUGAGCCUCGAGGGUGACAUAAAGGGUGACAUCAAAAUGUCAAUCAAGUCAUUGUAUGAUACACAGGAGCAGACCCAGAUGGAGAAAGAAGAAGUGAUAAAGGGUGACGUUAAAGGCACUAUUAAAUCACUUUUGGAAACGGCCCAACGUGAAGCUUCCAAAAUCAAACAUGGAGCGUACCGAAGAGUUAAAGUUAAGCAGGGUCCUUCAGCGAAAAACAUGAAGCCUGACGGACAAAGGAACAUACAAAAGAUAAAAACAGCUAAACAGGCUGCAACUAAUGAAAAUCACUCCAUCACAAACGAAACUGAUGUCCAAAUAAAUGUAUGUUCUCUAGAGACAUCUGCUAAGAAAUCAACGGUGGUGGAGCACAAAACCAUCACCCAAAACCACGGCAUCAAGACUGUAAAAACAGAGUUUCGCAAUCUGAAAUCCAACCCAAAGGGGAUGAAAAUGGGAAAAACCAAGGUCAAAACUGAUUAUUACACAUUCAAGUCACAAGCACCAGAGCCUGAUCUGCCUCUCCCACCUCCACCUCCACCGAUGACAGACACUGACCUUCUUCCUCCUCCACCUCCCAGUCCUCUUCCUGCCUCUGUUGAUACAUAUGCUGAUCUCCUUCCUCCCCCACCGCCACCUCUAACAGGUGAGCAGGACUUUCUCCCACCUCCUCCAUCCCAACAAGAGCUGGAGAGUAUGCCAGCUCAACCAAUGAAAGCAACGAAAAUGACAGUCAAGAAAGUUAAAGCUCCAGUUUUGCACCAAGUUCCAAAGCUGGAGACAAAAGUUGAAUUAACAGAGAAAAAAGUGGAAGUUGACCUAAAUCAUCUUAAAACAACUACAGAUGUAUCUAAAACCAUUCUGCAUGAAAUCCCGCUUCUAUCGUCCGAAUCACCACAGCCUUUGAAGAAGGUUUACAUCACUCCAGUGAAAUUUACUCCCCCACCUUCCCCUCCUCCCUCAAUGAGAGGGAAAAGCAGUAAAUUCAACACACCGUUAAUAAAAGCUGAAGAGAAGUUCCGGAAUCUAAAGGAGGAAAACACACCUCCAACUACCCCAUCUCCCACCUUCAUGCACGACUCCGUCAGUGCUGCUCUUGAAAUGCUUUCUAAUAAAGAGCAUUCGAUUUACAGCACCGCAGGAAUCGCACAGGAAGGGGAUGAAACAGUAACAGCAGGUGCUCAUUUGGACACUUCAUUGUGCGAUUUUUCCAAGCAGGCUGUGGCCUCAAAUAACACCCAAAGCAAUAAGAAAAUCGCUGCAGAAUCUACGGCCAUUUCUUCUGCAAAACAGCAAAUCCUAACAAACGAGACAAGAGUUGUUGCCGUUCAAAAGACGUCAUCCGUCUCUGCUGUUAAACAACGCAUGCAAAUCAGCACACAGGAAGCGCUUUCUAUUUCAUCCAAACAAUCAGCUCAGCCUGGCCUCUCUGAAGAAGUGCUGAUUUCAGUCACUGAUGCUGCAAAGAAAGAGUCUAAAAGUCAUAAAACAAAAGACUCAAGCAAAUCAAAAGAUGAAGAUGACAUUCAUCACCAAAAAGUACCUGAAACAGAAACAAAACCCAACAAUUUUCCGAGAAAAACUGAUAAACACGAAAAUGCAUCUAAAUCACCUAGAGAUGACAAGGAGAAAACACACGCUUCCUCCAAUGGACAAGGAACUGUUUCUAAAGAGCCUACUCAAACAGAGAAGACAACUCUCAAUACAAAUGGGAAAUCGGGCAAACAGAAGAUGAAAAAGAAUGGCAGCAAACAAGAGAAGCAAGCAGAGAUAAAAGUGUCUACUGAGAGUGAGAAAAAGAGCGUUUCCCAAGAUUUGAAAGUAGAAGUGAAGGAAGCUGCAAAGACAAAACAGGAGAUAAACAAAGUUACUCCAGCGCCUCCCGCAAGCAAUGCUGACAACCAACCAGGGACCCCGACUCCAGCAAAGAAGAAAAAGAAAUCUAAAAAGUCUAAAGGGGGUGCACAGCAAGGUCCGCCUAAAGAAACCCUGUCGGAUUCAAAGAUAGAAACAAAAGAGGCCAAGAAAGAAACAUCUGAAACAAUCCAACAAAACCAGGAAACAACUGCAGUCAAACAACUUCAAAAAAGCUUCAAAGAAGAGCAAAUAAGAGGAGACGUUAAAACCGCUGAUAGAAAGGAUGAUCAGAAUUCCCACCAGGAAAGACACUUUCAAAAGCUAGAGAGGGAAACUCAAAAAAAAGAAGGGACGGUUACUCAGCAGAGCACAGAGGAACAACCAAAAGAAAUCAGGGAUGCCCCAAUUACAAUGACAGCCAUGCCAGAACUAAAUGAACUCGUAAAAUCCACCACAGAAAGAACAAAGGAACCUCAGGCACAAGAGGUCCAAGUGUUAAUCUCUCAAAUCACAGAGAUAGAAAGUACUUUAGAGAAGACGGAGUCUAAAUCUGUGAAAGGUCUGCUGAACUCGCUGCCAGACUGGCUGCUGACUCCUGAAAGCAAACGUGAGAUGAAGCAAAGUGUUGCAGAAAGCGAUGCUCAGAAAAACAAAGACAUUAUUUCAAAUGAGAGGACACUUGCAGAAGAAAAUGUGGUGCCUUUGUCAAAUGAAACAAUAGAUGAGCAUGAAUGGGAGCUGGGUUCUGAGAAAGCAUUUGGAGAAGCAACCAGAAUAUCCAAGAUUAGCAUUGGUUCGACCAAAAUUGAGACACAAAUUCAGAAAACAACCUCACACGAAAUCAGGAAGGAGGAGAUGAGUUUUUGCAAAUCGGUUGACCUUCGAGCUCCGUCGCCUUCACUCAGGGUGCGGCCUCCUUCUCCAACAUUUAUCACCAUCGAGUCCAUGCGGAGAACAGACUCCCCCCAGAGAGUCACUCCGUCCCCCACGCUGCUGCACAGGCCUCCCACACCUCCAACACCGCCGCCGCGCAGGUGCGACACCCCAACGUCACGCAUCACGAGAAUCACACCUUCUCCAACUUUUGAUAAGGCGGAGAAUCUGGCUCGGCUUAAAGACACAACUAUGAAACUGUCGCGGGUCGUCACCCCACCACCAAUACUCUCCAAUCAAAUUCCAGAAAAGAAAUCGGAGAUUGUGGAAUCUCCUACAACGUUCCACCGGCAAAUCAAAAUUGAUUCCCAGACAUUAGAUGCUUCAGAGACUUUGACUAACACUCAGAGGAUUGACACCAGGGUAAAUGAAUUCCAUGUGCUGGAGCUAAACAGUACACCGAGUAGUUCAAACAAUCACAUGACACAAGACCAAAACGAGUCAGAUCCUGCUGAAGAUCCGGAUGAUUUUGAACCAUCUGCUGCAUCUGUCAAAGAAAAGAGGAAUUUCUUUGAAGAAGCACAGAAAGCUGAAAGGAAUAAGGUUUAUGUGCGUAAAGAACCCAUCACUAUAACAGAGCGAUUGGGCCCUGAGAUAGAGCUAUGUGAAGAUGACAGUAAGAACAAAGAAAAAGAUGAACCUCUCAGGGAAGACUUGUCUGGUCUUGUAAACAAAUUUGAAUUCCCAGAGGAGAAACUCGCUGAGCGUGUUCACGGCGGCACCGAGAGCGCAGAUUGUGAUGAGGAAAGAACAAACAUCCUACAAAAGGAAAAGCCGUCUUUUAACAUUCAGGCUCUUAAAGAUGUUUUUAAAUUGGGUGAGCAAAUAUCUUCAUUCAAAGUGGAGGAAAAGGAUCAGGAGGAGUUUUUAUCGAGUCUGAGUGAAACAGCAGCAGACACUUCAAAGCCGGAAAGUCCAGGUGAGUCAAAAAGAGGCUCAAGGCAGAGCACCCCUCUCCCGUUUCAGAAAAACAAGGCAGAAACUGUUCCUGCACCGCCAGGCCCCUUCUCCGAAACCAAAACCAUCACAGAGCAUUUCUCAAAUGUUGAUGAAUUUGGUAACAAGGUCACCGGAACACUGACUGCUUUCACUCAACACUCUGAAAGCAUCUCAACCCAGCAAGUCCCAUUUUCUUAUGCCGAUGUGGUGAAAAGAAAAGCUGCCAAGGGAACAGAAACGUAUGAUGAAGACGCUACUGAACAGUUACUGAGAAAUUUCCACAAAACAUGGACAGAAAGCGAGGUGGUUUUCAAGAAUCUUGGGUACACGGUGUCAGAGGAGGCAACGUCACAAGCUGAGUCACGUCAGAUGGAGAAGGCCUCCUCGGGCUCGAGUCCCGAAGUGGGAGCUUUGCACUAUGUGCCGGAGGAGAGCUUAUCCGAUGGAUGCUGUGAUAGUAGACAAAAAAAAGUACCAUAAAUCCUGUUUCUGCUGUGAACACUGCAACAACAAGUUAAGCCUGGGAAACUACGUCUCUCUCCAUGGACAUUUGUACUGCCUGCCCCAUUACAGACAACUCCUCAAAUCCACAGGGAAUCACAGCAACAGUCUUGGACAGAAACCUCCCACAGGAAGCGGCAGAUCCAUUCCCUUAGAUGACACCCUCGAACAAAAAUAUUCCAUGAGCAGCAGAAAUUCAGUAGACAGAAUCCACAGAGGUGAAAUAACAAAAACAUUUAAUGAAAGCAAACCACACA